Messenger RNA from Uranotaenia lowii, 2334 nucleotides. RefSeq lists its product as uncharacterized. The transcript has a single exon. NCBI's taxonomy places the organism in Eukaryota, Metazoa, Arthropoda, Insecta, Diptera, Culicidae. The coding region runs from base 1 to 2334 and encodes 777 amino acids. The record is from RefSeq and is a predicted model, not a curated record.
AUGCCACCAAAAAGAACUCCGGUAAAAAAUAGCCCGGAUUCAGCGAGAGAAGACGACAACCUGGAAGUACUGAAGUACAACCGGGAAAAGGAGCAACGAAAUGUCAGGAGAGUGCAAGGCAUCCUGAUCCAAGCGGAAGAGGAACAUGUUGAACUAACCUCAGCCCAGCUUAAAGUCUACCAACGAAGCAUCGAAUGUUCCAAAGCGGAGUUCAACAAACAUCACAACGAUAUCAUCGCCCAAUCUUCACCAGCCGAGCGUGACAAACAGGAGGACGUUUACUUCGCCUUUAUGGACCUUUACGAAGAAGUGUCCAUGGUGGUCGAGAGUUGGCUCGAAAAAUUAUCGCCAGCUCUACAGUCGCAGCCGCAGCCCAUCAGCAGUCAGCCUCCCAUGAUCAUCCAACCUUCCCUACCCAUAGCCAUACCGACGUUCGACGGGAGGUAUGAACAAUGGGAGAAAUUUAAGGUUAUGUUCCGGGAUGUGGUCGACAGAACCAACGAACCAGACCGCAUCAAGCUGUACCACCUAGAGAAGGCCCUUGUUGGAGACGCCGCCGGGUUGAUAGAUGCCAAAACUAUCACCGACGGCAAUUACGGUCGAGCUUGGCAACUUUUGGACGAACGAUACUCCGACCAACGAAGGAUGGUUGACCGGCAUCUGGCAGGCCUGCUAGGUGUGAAGAAGCUAGGCAACGAAUCGUUCAGCGAGUUGAGGGCCCUGGUGGAGACAUUCGAUGGACAUGUUGACAACCUGAAGUUCCUGGGCCAUGGUUUCGCCGAUGUAGCCGAGUACAUGGUGGUGUUCCUGAUGUCUCGUGCUUUGGAUGACGAGACAAAGAAGCUGUGGGAGUCGACCAUCAGAAAAGGUGAGCUGCCAACGUACGAGGACACCAUUCGCUUUCUCAAGGAGAGGGUGUCUGUCCUGGAAAGAUGCCAAACGUCUACUGAUGAUAGUCAGCACAAGUAUCACCAAUCAUCCAAGUUCUACCCACCAAGGCAUUCGAGAAUCAACACGCUCUCUUCCCAAGCCCGAAAGCAGCCGCACUGUGACUUCUGCGGCAAAGAUCACCUUAACUUCGAGUGUCCCCAGUUCAACGAAAUGUCGGUCAGCCAAAGGAUAAGUAAGGUGAAGGAGAAGAACCUCUGCUUCAACUGCCUCAGACGUAGACAUCGAGUGGGUGUUUGUUCUUCUCCUAAGACCUGUUUUCAAUGCCAAAGGAGACAUCACUCAUUGCUGCACCAGGAGGAAAUGAGACAUCCAGCGUUCCCUGUGUCGACGCGAACAUCAGAGGUCCAGGUUCCGGUUUCAACAAGCAGGCCAUCGACUAACGGUGCGUCCCCAAAUGCCGCCCAUUCCCACGUGCCAACGAAGUCGACGCAUCAAGUGUUCCUGUUCACCGCACUGAUCAACGUGAUGGAUAAGGAUCAGCAGCCGCAUCCGUGCAGGGCACUUUUAGACUGCGGAUCGCAAGCGAGUUUCAUCACGCAGUCAUUGGCCGACGCUCUGAGGAUCCCAACAACUGAGGUGAGUGUUUCUGUUACUGGUAUUGGUAGUGCUAAGUCCACAAUUAAGAAAAUGGGUACCGUCCAAGUCAACUCCAGAUACAAUAGCUUUACGUUGUCGCUAUCCUGCCUUGUGUCGCCAAAAAUUACUGGUUUACUUCCUUCGUCCACAACUAAUAUCGAAUCUUGGGAAAUACCUUUGGGCAUCCAACUCGCAGAUCCUUCCUUCCAUCAGAUGAGUACGAUUGAUAUGCUUAUUGGAAUGGAUCAUUUUUAUGACAUUCUCAAACCAGGCUAUUUGAAGUUAUCCGACAAUCUUCCCGCAUUGCACGAUUCUCAUUUUGGUUGGCUGGUAGGAGGAAAUUACUGUGAGGGUCUUCAAACUGGAGCAGUCUUGCGUUCAUUUACCGUUAGUUCAGAUCCUGUUGAGAAGCUUGAUCAAAGGUAUUGGGAAGUUGAGAGCACUACCCCUGAGAAAGUUCUGUCCACCAAAGUUGAUGAGUGUGAGCGACAUUUCCUAGCCAUCCAUCGUCCAGAAAUCCAAGAAUACAAUAAUCUUCAUGAUCCCGAAGCCCUCACUCCUGCACCGAUCAUGAUAGGACGUCCCCUUUGUGCAGUACCAGAGCAAACGUACCAGAAAAUUCCAGCUAACCGUUUGUCUCGCUGGCAUGUUCAACAGCUUCGAGAGCAUUUUUGGAGCAAGCGGUCGAAACAGUAUUUGAUGGAAGUUAAAAUUCGAAGAAAAUGGACGCAGAAACGAGUGAAAGUAAAACCUGAGUUUAUUGUCGUUCAGAUAAAAGAAAACGUUCCUCUCCAGCAUUGGAAGUAA